Naumovozyma dairenensis CBS 421 is the source of this 2151-nucleotide messenger RNA. RefSeq lists its product as uncharacterized. Gene Ontology annotation, molecular function: protein serine/threonine kinase activity; ATP binding. Lineage: Eukaryota; Fungi; Ascomycota; Saccharomycetes; Saccharomycetales; Saccharomycetaceae. Gene Ontology annotation, biological process: protein phosphorylation; intracellular signal transduction. The coding region runs from base 1 to 2151 and encodes 716 amino acids. The transcript has a single exon. The record is from RefSeq and is a predicted model, not a curated record.
AUGCAAAAAUUAUUACAAUCCACGUUUUUCUCCUCUAAGAAUAAGCAUAAUAAAACUAAAACUAAAAAUAAGAAUAAAGAAAAACAGGUUCCUCAUUUAAAGGAUAUCCAUGCUCCACAUAAUGUACACCCAUCUACAAAUGAUGGAGUGCUCGAGAAAACUUCGAAUCAAAAUAUCUCUUCUAGCAGUAAUCCUAUCGAAGAAGAGAAGAAUCAUACACCGUUAAAUCAAUUACACGGACAUAUUCAAUUUGAUGAAAAUGUUUUCAGUAAUGAAGAAGUUAAAAACAAAGUAAUGAACGAAGAUACACACAAUAAAGUUGAGGACACUGAAUAUAGACCUAAAAGACCAUCUCUUAGAGAAGCCUUUAGUUCAAAUUCAUUCAUAUCAGCUCGUUCUAAAAAUUCCUCUACAAAGAAUAAUAUAUUGACUCGUAGAGGUAGAUCUGAAGAGAGGGUUUCAUUUAGAGACGAUAAAUCAAUUAACAGUGCAACUUCAAGAGGUAGAUCAAGGAAUAAAUCCAUAUUCUCCAAAUCAAGGUCAAGGUCAAGGUCAAGAUCAAGAUCAUCAUUUCUUUCUAACCAAUCGACAGUACCAUCCAUAUCAUCUGAUGAAGAAGAGGAUGCUAAUGAAACAGAUUCAUCUACUAAACUGAAUUCAUCAGGUUCUUUACUGGACUUGAAAAGGUUCUUUAACCCUGCCAUACCGAAAACGAGGAAGAAAUCACAUAAAUAUAAACAGGAGCAACAACAUUCAGCAUCAUUUAAGGAAUCACCACUGUAUGAACUUAAUGAACAUUUGAAAAAUUUAUUACAACCAACAUCCACUACUACAAAACAAUUUCCAAGAUUUACUAAGAAUCGUAUCGUAAUAUAUCAUGAUCUAAAAUAUUUAGAAGAAAAAUAUGGUACAUUCACAAAACAUUUGGGGACAGGUGCAAACGGUACAGUAAUCCAAUUAACAAACCGCAGUACGUUACAACAUUACGCAUUGAAAACAUUCAAAUAUAGAAUUGAAAAUGAAACCAAAUUAGAAUAUCAAAAACGAUGUAUUUCGGAAUUCCUCAUAAGUUCUCAUUUAAUCCAUCCUAACGUGAUUCAAACGUAUGAUUUGUUCGUAAACAAUGCUAAUAGUAGUAGUAGUAGUAGUAAGUAUGAAUUAUCACAAAUUAUGGAAUAUUGUCCAUUCGAUUUCUUCAACGUGGUGAUGUCUGAUGAACAUAAAAUGUCAAGAAGAGAAUUAUUUUGUAGUUUUAAACAAUUGGCAUUGGGUGUGAAUUAUUUACAUUCCCUGGGGAUAAGCCAUAGAGAUUUGAAAUUAGAUAAUUGUGUCAUGAAUGAACAUGGUAUUUUGAAAAUUAUAGACUUCGGUAGUGCAACAAUUUUUAAAACUAAAACCAAAAAAUCACAUAUGUAUCUUCCAGAUGAACAACAUGAGGAGGAGGGUUAUGAAGUGAUCUUGUCCCAAAGUAUUGUUGGGAGUGAUCCAUAUUUAGCACCAGAAGUGUUUAAUUCAGAAACUCCAGGUUAUAAUGCUUCACUUGUUGAUGUCUGGUCAUUAGGUAUAAUAUUUUAUGCAUUAAUGUUAAAGAAAUUCCCAUGGAAGAUUCCUCAAGUGGAUCAAGAUCGAAAUUUUGAAUUUUAUUGUAGAGAGGAUUUGGCAGAAAAACAUGAUUAUGUAGAAUCUGCUAAGAAGCAUGAAGAAUUAAUGAAAGAGAAAAAAAUCCUCAUCAAAAGGCAACACCAACAAUCAAACACUAGAUCAUCAUCACCAAUAGCGUCACAAUCACAACCCCUACAAGAACAAUUAGUAAGAAUAAAAUUGCGCCAUUCAUAUUCCACAAAUACAACGUUACCUAGAAAAAGUACACAUAAUGAUUGUUCUAAAUAUGGUCAAUAUAGAGUGAUGAGAAGGUUACCUCAUGCAUCAAGACCAAUAAUUUCACGAAUGUUAAAAGUGAAUCCAGAUGAAAGAGCCACAAUAAGUGAUUUAUUACAUGAUAAAUGGUUUAGAAACAUUCCGUAUUGUAGGUCAAGUUUGAAAGAUAAUUCAUACAUUAGAGCAUCUGGACAUCACCAUAUUUUGCCUGGCCCGGCUUCUUCUCAAGGGUCAUCUAGUGAUGCAACAGAGCCGGUAAGGGAUUCCUCAUGA